Molecule: messenger RNA, 760 nt
Organism: Botrytis cinerea B05.10
Lineage: Eukaryota; Fungi; Ascomycota; Leotiomycetes; Helotiales; Sclerotiniaceae
Exons: 1
Coding region: 105-647 (180 amino acids)
Source: RefSeq, a predicted model, not a curated record
GAAACUACUACCUCUUCAUAACAAAUAUUCUAACUUCCCCCCAAAAAUCUACCACUAUUAUUACAGAAAGAAGGAUUUCACGAGUUAACCAGGAAAUCGACAAGAUGCCUCGAUUCAUCAAGUUCCAAAUUGAUUGGGCCAUCCAUGCCAAGCUCAACAACGACAUUCUAGAGCAGAGUACUCACGGGAAGGACGAAACACCAGAGGGUUGCACCUGUGAUAUCUGCUACGAGCGGUUCUGCAUUGCAUCAGUUGAUUCAGAAGAUGCGGCAGAAUGUUUACCGUACUUCCCCGUCAGCAAAAUCCUAGAGCCAUCUCAGCUCUGCGAUAGUGACUCCAAGGAAAUCGAAGGUAUCUGGGAGUUCCCAGAUGUUGACAACUGCAAGUGCUACUGUCACCGCUGCCACAUCCAUCAAUUCAAGCUGUUUUGCAAAGAACACAAAGAGUUGGUCAAGGAACAUUCGAAGCUCAUGGUUGAUUGGUUCUUAACUCUCAAAUCUUCACAACAGUUGCAGGACCUUCAAACUCCCAGAGAGCGACAUCAUCAAUUCCGCAAGAGACUCAGCGACGCGGGAUUUCGUCACAGAUCUCAAAGAUGCGAAAAAGUCGACUUCUCAUCACUCAAACCAAGCGAAGGAUGGUACUAAACAUCAUACGAACUCCGAAUCAAGCGACUUGAAAAGGGCGGAAGGUUGUUGUAGGCGGAGAAUUUCUGGGAAUGGGGUAACCCAAGCACUCACAAAAUUUCAACUUCGACACA